This is a messenger RNA of Gadus morhua (Atlantic cod), 1228 nucleotides long. RefSeq names its product GAR1 homolog, ribonucleoprotein (gene gar1). The record is from RefSeq and is a predicted model, not a curated record. NCBI's taxonomy places the organism in Eukaryota, Metazoa, Chordata, Actinopteri, Gadiformes, Gadidae. The transcript is spliced from 7 exons. Gene Ontology annotation, cellular component: box H/ACA snoRNP complex. Gene Ontology annotation, molecular function: box H/ACA snoRNA binding. Gene Ontology annotation, biological process: ribosome biogenesis; snoRNA guided rRNA pseudouridine synthesis. The coding region runs from base 164 to 838 and encodes 224 amino acids.
CAGCAGGUUUCCAUUGUAAACAUUCACGACAGUGUGACGCUCACAGGUCCUCGACGCGCUUUACGGUAGCAGGAGCCACACGUGUUGUGGUGCAUGAGGCGGAUCGGCAGCGAGUGAAGAGAUAAACUACUUACUACUAAGACAUUACAGCAACUGUACCAGAAUGUCGUUCCGAGGAGGUGGCGGUGGCUUUAGCCGAGGAGGUGGAGGCGGAUAUGGCGGCGGAGGAGGUGGAGGCUACGGGGGUCGGGGUGGAGGUGACCGGGGCGGCAGGGGCUUCGGGGGUCGUGGCGGGGGCUUCCGUGGCGGGAGAGGAGGAGGAGGAGGCGGGUUCAGGCAGCAGGACUACGGACCCCCGGAGUAUGUGGUCGCGGUGGGAGACUUCGUCCAUCCCUGUGAGGAUGACAUCGUGGUGAAGUGCACCACGGAGGAGAACAAGGUUCCCUACUUCAACGCUCCAGUCUACCUGGAGAACAAGGAGCAGAUCGGGAAGGUCGACGAGAUCUUCGGCCAGCUGCGGGACUUCUACUUCUCUGUGAAACUCUCGGACAACAUGAAGGCGGCUUCCUUUAAGAAGCCCCAGAAGUUCUACAUCGACCCGAUGAAGCUCCUCCCACUGCAGAGGUUCCUACCCCGACCUCCGGGGGAGAAGGGCCCGCCCCGAGGGGGGAGGGGGGGGAGAGGAGGCGGUCGCGGAGGUGGCUUCAGAGGUGGUCGUGGAGGAGGAGGUCGUGGAGGAGGUUUCUCGAGAGGAGGUGGAGGAGGUUUCGGACGUGGAGGAGGAGGAGGCUUCAGAGGGAGAGGAGGUGGAGGGCGUGGUUUCAGAGGUGGGAGGUGAGCUGGCGGUCUGGACGCACCGCGACGGGCGGGGUCGGGAGCCGUACCUGGCCCCAGACGGAUCUGGACCUCGGUGGACUCUUCUCUACGUUCCUUCCUGCUCUUGGUGGUCUGGUGCUCCGCCAGUACGGACUGGUCUGCUCCCAGCGCUCCACUCAUGAACUUGAGACUCAAAUGUUUUUUCUGCUCGACCUGAAGACCUGAGGAGAGGCGUUGUUCCGUUCAUCUGAGCGGCAGAGACCGAGACGCUGCCUCUGGUUCCUCACGAUGACGAGGACGUUUCAGUUAGAUUGUGUGUUUUGUCAAGAUGUUUUAGAGGAUUGUGAUGCAAAGUGCGGUUGACUUUUUUUUGUUGACUCUUUUAAUAAACGUUGCUUUGCAUUUUUUUUUA